Messenger RNA from Misgurnus anguillicaudatus (oriental weatherfish), 1300 nucleotides. Its product is annotated as aldo-keto reductase family 1 member B1. Lineage: Eukaryota; Metazoa; Chordata; Actinopteri; Cypriniformes; Cobitidae. The record is from RefSeq and is a predicted model, not a curated record. Gene Ontology annotation, molecular function: oxidoreductase activity.
CUCAGACAAGAGUAGUCGAACACCAAGCCGCGUGAACCCACCGACCUCCACCUUGCACACAGACGGUUGGACUUGGACUUCAAACAUUUCUGUCAAAGUUUGCUUACGCGCUUAUCAUCAUUCGUUCACCAUGGCAACGUCCGUGAAGCUAAACACCGGGGCAGAUAUGCCAAUCGUCGGCCUGGGCACGUGGAAGUCUCCUCCAGGUAAAGUGACAGAGGCUGUUAAAGCUGCCAUUGCUGCAGGCUACAGACACAUUGAUGGGGCCAUGGCGUACGAAAACGAAACCGAGGUCGGAGAGGGAAUUCAGGCCAUGAUAAAAGAUGGUGUGGUUAAAAGAGAAGAACUGUUUGUGGUCAGCAAGCUCUGGUGCACUUUUCACGAGAAGUCUCUCGUCAAGGGGGCUUGUCAGAAGACUUUAAGUGAUCUGAAGCUGGAUUACCUGGAUCUUUACCUAGUUCAUUGGCCAAUGGGAUUUAAGGCUGGGUCAGACCUAUUUCCACUGGACAGUGAGGGCUUAACCAUCAGUGACAACACUAAUUUUUUGGACACUUGGGAGGCCAUGGAGGAGUUAGUGGAUGCUGGGUUGGUUAAGGCUAUUGGUAUCUCUAACUUCAAUCGAGAACAAAUCGAAGCUAUCCUAAAUAAACCAGGACUCAAGUACAAACCUGCCAACAAUCAGAUUGAGUGCCAUCCAUACCUGACUCAGGAGAAACUAAUAAGCUACUGUCAUUCUAAAAACAUUACAGUGACUGCGUACAGUCCCCUGGGUUCACCAGAUAGACCAUGGGCCAAACCAGAAGAUCCUUCGCUACUUGAUGACCCAAACAUCAAAGCCAUAGCAGAGAAGCACAAAAAGACUACCGCCCAGGUCCUGAUCCGCUUCCAGAUGCAGAGGAAUGUUAUUGUCAUCCCCAAGUCCAUUACACCUCAGCGGAUUCAAGAUAACUUUCAAGUCUUUGAUUUUGUGCUGAGCGAUGAGGAAAUGCAGACCAUCUUGAGCUUUAACAGGAACUAUAGGGCUUGCCCAAUGCAUUGGGGGGUGAAGCACAAAGACUUCCCAUUUAAUGCUGAAUAUUAAAAAGAAGAACAUGAUCAAAACAUGCUGUUCGGUCGAACUGGAUUUCUGUUUUUUUGUAUUACUGCCAUUGAAGCUUACAGUUUAUGCUUGACGUGUGGAUUCCAAAAAUCCAAAGCAAAUAAGUCUUAUGUCAAGAGCUAGAUGUAUGAAAUACACUGGCUCAAAUGCUUUUUGUCCAUUCACUGUUGUCUGUUAAAGCAUUAAAAAUGUUGAAACAGG